ACACCGUUAACACCGCAUUACAGAAUAAUUACCUAAAAGAAGAAGAAGUAUUGCGAAGAGUGACCUUAGCAAGCGUACAAAGUGUGCCCAAUUCACCUUAAGAUUCUUCACACCGGCCUUUCAAAGUGUGCCCAAUUCACCAUAAGAUUCUUUACACUUUUCACAUUUUUUGUAAAACCGAAACUUCGAAGAGAUGGGCAGCUCUCAGUCGACCGAAAAGGUGAAGAGCAGCGAGGACUCCACCAGUCCUGCAAGUCCUGGCCUCUUCUGUGCCUCCCUUCCUGGCUUCGUAGCCAAGAUGCAAAGGAUCCUGCUCCGCAAGCUGAACAUUUCGGCCAGGAAGCAGAAGCGCCUGAGCAAGCGCUCCCGCCAGAUCCUGCGACCCAUGCCGCGCUGCUCGUCCUUCGGAUCCUGCGGCACCCUGCUGACGCCGCCAACAAAAAAGUGCUCCAUGGCAACCCUGGCCGACCGCCGCUACGCCCAGUGGAAGUGCAGCUUCGAGCAUUUGGCCCAGCGGCAGGAGCGGCUCCACGACAUCUCGGAGGCGAUCGCCGGACAGACCACGCCCCGCGGCUUCCCCUCCCACACGGACGCCCGCCGGUGCCUCCUGCCGCAGGAGGAGGAGUCCCAGCUGCCGGAGUCGCCGCUCUACGACAUGGUGCGCGGCCAGAAUGUCCGCCGCCGGCUCAGCCUGCGCAGCCACGCCCUCGUGCGCCGCCCCUCCGCCCGGCAGAAGGCCGCCCAGGCCAAGGUCGACGCCCAGCUGAAGCGGGACCUCUGCGACCUGGAGGAGUACUACGGCGGCUUCCACUUCGCCCAGCGCAGCGAGCGACUGGUGAAGGUGUAACCAGUCGUCCAACCAACCAAGAUAUAUAGAUAUAUAAGAUAUAUAAAUCAGAUAUGCCAUUCUGU
Molecule: messenger RNA, 912 nt
Organism: Drosophila ficusphila
Lineage: Eukaryota; Metazoa; Arthropoda; Insecta; Diptera; Drosophilidae
Gene: nullo
Product: protein nullo
Source: RefSeq, a predicted model, not a curated record